CCUGCCCCUCAACAACUUACAGCUCGGUUAUGACGAGCUUUUAAUUCACAUUAACAGUAAGAGUCGCAGCUUCACUCGAGUACAGCAGUGCAUUCUGUCUUACUGAUAUUUCCCGAAGUGUUUACAGCGCUGCCUGUGCACUUGAGCCUUUGUGUAUUGACGGAAGACUCUGAGCCGAGAUUUAAUGAUGACGACAUCAUGGAGCGAUCGACUUCAGGACUAUGCGGAUCUCCCAGCAAACAUGGAUGGACUGGCGAUGAAGAAAUACAGGAGAGAGGCCUAUCACAGAGUGUUUGUGAACAGAAGUCUGGCCAUGGAAAAGAUUAAAUGUUUCGGCUUUGACAUGGACUACACUUUAGCAGUAUACAAAUCACCUGAAUAUGAAUCUUUGGGCUUUGAUCUGACCGUGGAGCGGCUGGUCUCCAUUGGAUACCCGCAGGAACUGCUCGGUUUUGUUUACGACCCCACUUUCCCUACAAGAGGCCUGGUGUUUGACACCAUGUAUGGCAACCUCCUGAAGGUAGAUGCUUAUGGAAACAUCCUGGUUUGUGCCCAUGGCUUUAACUUCCUGCGAGGCCCUGACACCCGAGAGCUCUAUCCCAACAAGUUUAUCCAGCGUGAUGACACAGAACGCUUCUACAUCCUCAACACACUCUUUAACCUUCCAGAAACAUACCUUUUAGCCUGCCUGGUUGACUUCUUCUCAAACUGUGAUCGAUAUUCAAGGGGGAGAGAGCUUUCCUGUUUGGCUCGGACAACCUCAAACAAGGGAAGACUCUGUGAAACAGGCUUUAAGGAUGGAGACCUCUUCAUGUCCUUCAAGAGCAUGUUCCAAGAUGUUCGAGACGCUGUAGACUGGGUACAUUUCAAGGGAACAUUGAAGGAUAAAACAGUGGAAAACCUAGAGAAGUAUGUUGUGAAAGAUGCCAAGUUGCCAUUGCUGCUGAGCCGCAUGAAUGAAGUCUCCAAAGUUUUCUUAGCCACCAACAGUGACUACAAAUACACAGACAAAAUUAUGACAUACUUGUUUGACUUCUCCCAUGGCCCAAAGCAUGGCACUCCACACCGUCCUUGGCAGUCAUACUUCGACCUUAUCCUAGUGGAUGCCCGAAAGCCUCUAUUUUUUGGAGAGGGAACUGUUCUAAGACAGGUGGAUACGACUACAGGACGGCUGAAAAUAGGAACAUACACUGGACCUUUACAACAUGGCAUCGUUUACUCCGGAGGGUCCUCUGAUAUUAUGUGUGACCUGCUCGGAGCAAAAGGGAAGGAUAUUUUGUACAUCGGAGAUCAUAUUUUUGGAGAUAUUCUGAAGUCCAAGAAGCGACAGGGUUGGCGGACGUUCCUGGUGAUUCCUGAAUUGGCUCAGGAGCUGCAUGUGUGGACAGACAAAAGCUCUCUGUUCGAGGAACUGCAGGGCUUGGACGUUUUCUUGGCAGAAUUAUACAAGCAUUUGGACAGCAGCAGCAAUGAGAGGCCAGAUAUCAGUACCAUCCAGAGAAGAGUGAAGAAAGUGACUCAUGACAUGGACAUGUGCUACGGGAUGAUGGGAAGUCUGUUCCGCAGUGGCUCUCGGCAGACUCUGUUUGCGUCUCAGGUGAUGCGUUACGCUGACCUGUACGCUGCCUCUUUCAUCAACCUGCUGUACUACCCCUUCAGCUACCUGUUCAGAGCCGCCCACGUGCUGAUGCCCCAUGAGUCCACAGUGGAGCACACUCACGUAGACAUAGAGAUCGAGUCUCCUCUGGCCACACGCAACCGCCACUGUGUGGACUGCAAGGACACCGACUGCAAAAGAAACCAGCUCGCACGCUCCAUCAGCGAAAUCAAACCGCCCCACCUGUUCGCUCAGCCGCCGCAGGAGAUCACCCACUGCCACGACGAAGAUGAUGAUGAAGAAGAUGAGGAAGAAUAGAUGUGUUUGACCUGUUCUAGGGUAAAGAUCUGUAGGAUGAUGAUGAUGAUGAUGAUAGAGUGAUGAGGAUGUCGUGUGAGGUAGAAAAGGAAGAGUGAAUGUAUGAAGGAGACUAUAAUUGCCAAACCAAGCUCAAAAGCCGAUGUUUGUUCACAGUACCAGACUUCAGUUCAGCCUUACUGACAGUUUCCUCCGUUAAAGAAUACGUAAGUUUGUUUAAAAAACGUUGGGAUCUGAAAUAGUUAAUCAGUCAUUAUAAAAGCACACAAUGUCAUGUGAUAAACAUCCAAUGGAAACAGCACUCUACAUGCAUCAUACAGCCAGUGUUCUGGAGAAGACUCAAAAGCCUGUUAGGACGAGGGUUAAAGUCGGUGAUUGGAUCUUAUUUUUAGGUAUGUUCUAAUCAUUUUUUACUAUUGUUUUAUAGUUUUUAACAGUUUAGACAUAACUUUCGAGUAGCCAGUCCAUCCAGCUUGGUUACUACCUCCUGCAAUAACUGUUCCUUUAAAAAAAAACUCUGUGUGUGUGUGUUAAAGCGGUGUAUGAUGGCAGGGUGUGUGUGUUGAGAAUCUGAAUGAAGCACAGAAAAGCGAAGCACGAUUCAUGGUUACGUGCAUAAGGAAGUGCAGCCAACACUAGAAUCCAGUUACUUGGCAACAGCAUGCAGCUGCCUUUUUUCUUUUUAAAGGUUUGUUGUUAACCUCUUGGUUUUCGUCUUUUUUUUUAAAGCAGACAUUUUGGCUAGCACUAAUGCUACAGAGUAGCAAACAGAUGCCUCGUAUAUGCCUCACAAAAUGAGUCCGAAAACACACACAGACACAUUUCAGUACCUGCUCUAAUGUUGGCAGCGAUGUCACAUUGAACAAUGACUUACUGUAUUUUUAUACUCUUAUAUAAGCUAAACAGAACGGUCUAGUGUUGUCUCAAACAUUACGUGCCAUUAAUAUCUGCCUCGCACAAGACAGAUACAAACUAUUCAAAUAUCAUACGUACAAGUAAGUGACCUUGUUAUGCAAAGAAAAUAGUUAUAAAACUGUUUUAUGGCCCGAGCAGCUUGUUAUUACACAUCAGUAAAGGAAAAGUCAUUGAGAGAAGCUGAGAUGUUGAGAAAGAUCAGUUUAAGUGCUGUUGCUCUGGUGACUGUUUCUAUGGAAAUGAAUGUAGCUCUGUUGAUGGUUUACUGUCAUGUGGACCAAAACACUGUAGACAAAUUAGCUCCAAGGGACCCAUCAGACACUUUUAGGUGUCCCCACAGCGAGUAUGUGGAGUUUUUAAAGAAAUAAACGUUGUUCUUGAGUAUAAUGGUGGUUCACGGUUUAGAGAGGAAGCGGUUUUAGCUGUGGGAAGUGUUCCCGUGCAUGAAACCGGUAGAUUGGGACGGUUAGUGUCACACUUAUAUGCAUUAAUCAGAGAUGGUAUGUCGGAUCUGAUUGAAUGAGGCUACCCAAUCCAUAGUGUAACGUAUUACUCAUGCAUAUUGUAAUGCUAUUAUUUUUAUUUUAUGAGAAUGUCGUUUUUGUUUAGUUUUUUUCUCUUCACGAGUUGUACUUGUCCUUGUACACAGUAUAGAGAAAGAACGAAAAAAGAUCCAGCACCUUUCCUCUGUUUCCAUUAGCUUUUAGUACAAACUCAGUAUUGUGGAGAUGUGUAUAUAUACAUCAUACGGCCGGUUCCCUGGACUUUCAUUAAAACUAGCCCUGGGCUAAUUUGCACUGGUGUUGGUAGUCGUCCUUUUUAGAUGUCUAUGCAAGGGAAACUGGCUUAUGUGUGUAUAUAUAUAUAUAUAUAGUAAUAUAUAUAUAGAGAGAGAGAGAGAGAGAGAGAGAGAUAAUAUACUUUUUUUUUUUUCAUCGAGUUCAUCCAAUUUUCCCAAUAUUAUAUUCUAGAUACCUCUUUAAUUGGGUGAAGGUGUCAUCCAUAUAGUCACAGGUAGCAUUGAAUACAACUCUGUUUGAACCAAUGUUUUCAUAUUACAUUUUGGCAUAGUUUAGUGUAGUUGCGUGUUAAACGUGCCAAUACCUUACUAAUAUACAGAGUAUUUUUUACUUUCUAUUUCUUACCUUGUUAAUUUCUGAUCUUAUUUUUUAUUUUGUUCAUGUUUAAUACAAAUCAUAUUUUUGUGACUUCACUAGCUUUCACUUUAGCAAAAGUAAAAGGUGAAAAACUUCUGUCUGUAGAGGAGAUCGAGCAAAAUAGACAUGGCAUUUAUUAAUCCAGGUUUUUUUUUUUUGUUUUUUUUUUUAGGGCAUGCGAUUUCAUGUCUCCAAAAUGUAGUUGUGUUCCCUGAAUUAUGAUAGCAUUUGAUUUCUAGAGUUCUAAACUUAUGCAUAUAGGAGAUUGCAUUGCAAUGUAAAAUAAAAAAAUAAUUUUCUAUAAAAACUCA
Carassius gibelio (silver crucian carp) is the source of this 4298-nucleotide messenger RNA. RefSeq names its product cytosolic purine 5'-nucleotidase-like. The coding region runs from base 185 to 1915 and encodes 576 amino acids. Gene Ontology annotation, molecular function: 5'-nucleotidase activity. Lineage: Eukaryota; Metazoa; Chordata; Actinopteri; Cypriniformes; Cyprinidae. The transcript has 19 exons. The record is from RefSeq and is a predicted model, not a curated record.